AUGGUCUUCUGUUACCAAGAGACAACCUCAGUUGCCGCAAUGACUCGCUUCCCAAAUAGCCUCUUCUUCAGCUUCUUCUUCAUCUUGAUAACUUUCAAAGAUGAAGCCAAUGCAUUGGAGUGUCAUGUAUGUGCUGGAGCAGAAUCAGCACCAUCCUUCAAUGCUGUGAACAUAUUGGAAACUUUGAACAUUUCAAGCUUCCCUGUUCGGGGAGAUUGCAAAGAUAAAAGCUCUUCAAAUAUUUGCACGAAUGGAUUGUUCUGCACCAAACAAGCAGUCAUAUACUCAAUUGAAUAUAACAGUCUUAGUCUGAAAUGGACAACAUUUGAAAAGGGUUGUUACGUUGAAAGUCAGGGUUCCACCAGUCCUUCCAAAGGUUGUACGGAUGGUGCGACGACUACUCAUGAAGGAUACAAAAAGACUCUACGCAACUGCUAUUGCGACAAGGACUUCUGCAAUGCCGACAGCUUCAUAACGAUUUCAACAUCAAUCUCAAUGGCUUUAUUGGCUUUCCUUAUAAGUUCUUAA
Molecule: messenger RNA, 528 nt
Organism: Auanema sp. JU1783
Lineage: Eukaryota; Metazoa; Nematoda; Chromadorea; Rhabditida; Rhabditidae
Source: the annotation of a GenBank genome assembly